Delphinapterus leucas (beluga whale) is the source of this 3930-nucleotide messenger RNA. NCBI's taxonomy places the organism in Eukaryota, Metazoa, Chordata, Mammalia, Artiodactyla, Monodontidae. The record is from RefSeq and is a predicted model, not a curated record.
UGUGGGGCCCAAGGGGGUGCUGAGGAGACCCAGCUCUGCUGUCAAGGGAAGGAAGAGCCUGGCUGCCGUACCUGGAAGGAAGGAGGACAGGUGUCCCCAGGGGCCCAGCUGGCUCUACUGCAGGGUGCUUCUGAGAGGGAACUGCUGGCAGUGGGAGACGGAGGCUUCAGCCCCCAAAUCUGAGAGACAGUGGAGUGGGCGAGCCAAGCUGGGUUCCUCGAGACCCUGUCCACCCACCUGAGCCUCGAGGAGACAGGCUGAGCUGCACAGAGCAGGACAGCUGGGAUGCUGCCUGCAGCUUGGGGCCCUGAGAUCCCCCCAGCUGCCAGCUGGGAGGCUGGGACAGGAAAAACUCCAGUGUUUGGUCCCUGAGGAAGGAUAAAGACGGGGAGCAGAGUGAGAAAGGGUUGCUGGCAAAGGAAGCAUGGGUUUUCUAGGACCACCAGCCACACCCGGGGAGGCGACUGAGCAUGGGGCUCUGGGCAAUUGUAUUUUCUCUGGAAUAAAGAAGUCGGGGAGGAGGGUGCGGGCUGGUCCUACUCUUCAUUUUAUGGAGAUGAAUACUUCACCUAGAGUCUACUCUUCCAAGAGCCCAGUGCUGGGAGGAAUGAGAGGCUCAGGAAGGUCAGCCCCUGCCUCCUCUUUACCAGCUCUGUGUUCAUUUUAGCCGACAUCUGCCAGGUGCACAGUCAACUAAGAAACAAGGCAGAGUGGAAAAGGGUGAAAUAGAGGUGUAACUCAGAAGUGAAGGAGCACAAAGGGUGGGUGAGGCAUAGGGUGGGUGAGGCAUGCCGACCGUGGGCCCUCGAGGACUUCUCCGUGGACAGGAGGGCAUUUGAGCCAGGCCUUCAAGGAUGGCCCUUGAAGGAUGGAGGUCAGGAGGGGGGAGAGUAUUCCAGGCUAAGGAAACAACAGGCGCCUGUCGUUGGGGUGAGUGGAAGCAUGAUUGUCGGGAGAAAGUCUGGCAGGAGGGGCUGAGGCUGGGAAGGGAGACGGGGCACAAACCAGACAGUGAGGACCACGUGAAAGAUACUUAUUCUGUGGGCAGUGGGGAGCCACUGCAUGUUGUUGAGUGAGGCACAGUGGUGCCACCUGACCUGUUUGGGGAAGGCAGCUCUGACAGCCCUGAGAAGGACUUGGAGGGGGAAAGACUGGCCCUAACAGGAAUGGGAGGGAGGAGAUAAAUCAGUGUAGAUGUAGACUCCAUUCAAAAAAGGAAGAGUGACUGAAUGGAGGUGAGGAAGAGGGAAGGGUCAGGACUCUGGUGGAAGAAGAGAUGAGGGCUAGGGAAGGGAGGGGAGGUUUGGCUGGGAAGGACCUGGACUGAGCCUGCUGAGUCCCCGCCGGCGCAUCCCUGGAUCUCCAGGAAUGCCAUUUCUCACUCCCCCAAGGGCAUGUGCACCAGGGCCAGGCAGGGGAGUCAUGUUGCUGGGCCAUUUCUGGAAUGCUGCCACUGGACACAGAGACCUUCAGCAAGGGGACACGGAACAGUCCUCAUCCAUUCAUUCAUCCAACAAAUAUAGCAGCAGGGCUGUCAGGGCCCCAGGUGCCCACAGAGCCACCCUCACCACUGGCGUCUCCUACAUGCCAGGCACCAUGCUACGCAUUGGAUAGGCAUUCUCUCAUUUCCUCUGUGCAACCAUCUAUGAAGUAAGGUGGAAGUUUUGUUGGGUUGUGUUUCACCGACAAACACCCAAUUCAAUAAACAUUUCUUGAGCACCUACUGUAUGCCAACCUACAGAGACAAAUCUGAAGCGAGGGGCUAUGGAGUCUGGGUAAGGCAUGGGCAGGCGUUAGAGUCCCCAGUUGUUCCCACCAGACCCCAGCCCAGCAGCAUUCUUAGAGGAGAACCGCUGUUCAGCCUGCACCCGCUUCAUGGGGUGGGUAGGGAAGGAGGGUCUUGGAGACCAGCCCAGGGGCUGAGGCUCUCUUGCAGGGGCCUUACUGGGCUAGGUCAUCACUGAGGACUUGGAGGUGUGCAGAGCUGCUGAGCCCGCCUGCCACCAUCCGUGAACUCAUUCAUUCAUUUAUUCUCCAAACAUUUGCUGAGCACCUACUGUGUGCUAACUCUUGUCAUCGGUGCUGGGAAUGCCAAGAUGAUUAGGACCAAGCCCACUCUAGAUGCUCCAGGAGCCCAGCCAGGGCUCCACAUGCAGUAGUAGCUGAAGCCCUAGGUGAUCUUGUCCCUGGGUGAGGAUGCAGCGUUUCAGGCGAGGCCGGCACUGGGGAGACCUCAAACCAUGUAAGCCUGACAUGGAAGGGAGAUGCCAGUGGGCAACAGAACAUUCGAAAUAAAGACCUGGAAAAUCAGCCCUCAACUGACACUUGAAGAGUAUAACACCGGAGCUCCGUGUCGAACGACAAAGGCAGCUGAGAGCUCUGUAAGGGAGAUCAUUCCUCCCCAGCUGCCACCUGGACUCAGUACUCUCCAGCCUGGACGAAUGUUUCCGGUACAUGGGGACUUCAGAGACAGGGGCGCCAGCACUUAACAAAGAGUGUUUUCCUUUAGAAGAGAGGAAGCGGCCAUGAGGAAGUAGUCCAGGCAGGUUGGAGCUACAAGUGGGGAGGAGACUUGGACAGAGUUUCCCGCAUAUUAUUAAAACGAGAAUAAGGUUAAUACUUAGAGUUCACAUCAAGCUGAGAGCUGGGGAGCUGCGGGUUCCACCCCUCAGGUUCCCUGAGAGCAACAGUUUCCAUGCUCUAGGAUUUCACGGAUCAGUAAAAUCUGAGGGAAAGAAGUUGGUAACUGACAGAGCUGCCAAAUUUUUGUAUUGUCAAGUAAGCCCACUAAAAAAAAAAACAAACUAUCAUCUCAUCUCAAGUAUUUCAUCAAAGUGAAUUUUAAACGCCAAAAAGAAAAAAAAACCAAAACCUCAGUGCUUGAAAAAAAAACUCCGAGGAACCACCACCCAUCAGAAGCUGCCCAUGGAGAUGCUGGUGUUGGAGGAUGAGAAGCACCACAGGCCUCAGAGUCCAUCCUUACAAAAGGUUAAGGGUCAAGAGCGCGUGCGUAAAACAUCCCUAGACCUGCGGAGGGAGAUCAUCGACGUGGGUGGGAUCCAGAACCUCAUCCAGCUGCGGAAAAAACGCAAGCAGAAGAAGCGGGAAGCCCUGGCAGCCUCCCAGGAGCCACCUCCAGAGCCGGAGGAGAUCGCUGGCCCCGUGGACGCGGAGACAUUCCUGAAAGCGGCGGUGGAGGGGCAAAUGAAGGUCAUUGAGAAGUUCCUGGCGGACGGGGGUUCCCCCGACACUUGCGAUCAGUUCCACCGGACAGCACUGCACCGAGCUUCCCUGGAGGGCCACAUGGAGAUCCUGGAGAAGCUUCUAGAGAGUGGGGUCACUGUGGACUUCCAGGAUCGGCUGGACUGCACAGCCAUGCAUUGGGCCUGCCGUGGGGGCCACUUGGAGGUGGUGAAGCUUCUGCAAAGCCGGGGAGCAGACACCAAUGUGAGGGAUAAGCUGCUGAGCACCCCCCUUCACGUGGCAGUCCGGACGGGGCACGUGGAGAUCGUGGAACACUUUCUAUCCCUGGGCCUGGACAUCAAUGCCAAAGACAGAGAAGGGGACAGUGCCCUGCAUGACGCCGUGAGGCUCAAUCGCUACAAAAUCAUCAAACUGCUGCUCCUGCACGGGGCUGACAUGAUGAGCAAGAACCUGGAAGGAAAGACCCCCACGGACCUGGUGCAGCUCUGGCAGGCUGACACCCGGCACGCUCUGGAGCACCCGGAGCCGGGGUCAGAGCAGAACGGGCUGGAGGGGUCUGCCGAGAGUGGGCGGGAGACCCCCCAGCCUGUGCCAGCCCAGUAAACGACUGUCCCAGCCCCGCCAGGCACCUGGCCUGUCCCCUGCGUACAGCCGGAGGGUCAUAAGAAUGGCCCCCAGAGCUGAGGACCGCACCACUCCUCUGUGUUUGCCCCGGGAGCACCCACA